ACCGAGAUUAUUUCCUUCCAUUAAAUAAUAUUAGUUGUUAUGAUUCCGUAUUUUCUAGACUCCAGUUCAAAUAGCAUUAAAACUAUUGAUGUGGUGCAUUGAUUUUACAAAUAUUUUAAAAUUGAAAGAAAAGGGGAUUAACUAUUUAACCUACUGUCGCCAAUAUGUAAGUAAUUAACUAAUCAUUGUAUUGUCGAAGUAAUUUUAUCCAUUAUGGAUGAACAUAGUUUAGAAAGUCUUGUAGAAACAUUCCGAUGUUUUAUUUGUACAGAUAAACUGAAAGAUGCACACUUGUGUCCUCAUUGCUCAAAACUGUGUUGUUACAUUUGCAUAAGAAGAUGGCUUACCGAUCAAAAAUCGGAGUGUCCACACUGCAGAACAUCCUUGCUUCUGUACGAAUUAGUAAAAUGUCGAUGGGUUGACGAAGUUACUAAACAGCUGGAUUCAUUUCAAUUAGUAGAUGCAGAGAAGAGAAAUGCAUCGGAAAAAGAGAUUUGCAAAACUCAUCAAGAAAAUCUUAGUGUGUAUUGUUGGAAUUGCAAGCAGUGCAUCUGCCACCAGUGUGCACUGUGGGAAGGAAUUCACUCUGGCCAUGAGUUUAAACCUCUUGAGGAAAUUUAUGAAGAGCAUGUAAUUCAAAUUAAAGAAGAAUUUGUUCGUUUGAAGCGACGUUUGGAUGAACUGAUUGGUUUAGUUCAAGAAGUUGAAAGGAGUGUUGAGCAUGUAAGAGCUUCAAGAGAUGAAAGAGUUCGGGAAAUACAUCAUGCUGCUGAGCAUAUGAUUUCUCGACUGAAUGCUCAACUGAAAACCAAACUCUUUACACUCAUGGCUAAAAAAAAUUCACUUUCUCAAGAAACGGAACAGCUAGAAACUAUUUUGAAGAGUGUUGAACAACAGUUAAAUACCUGCAGUAAAAGUCAAUUGAUUAUUCAGAGCAACGAGAUUCUUCAGAACAUGGCUGAAAUUCAGAAUAAACCCAUGAAUUGUUUCAUUACUGCUGCUGUUCCAACAUAUUUCCCAAGUGAAAUAGUGCCAGAAUACGAUGGAAGUACUUUUGUGAUGCAAAAUUUUAGUGUUUUGCAACAAAGAGCUGAUCCAGUGUACAGCCCUCCUUUGCAUGUGUGUGGUCAAACAUGGCGACUUAAAGUUUAUCCUGAUGGUAUUCAUGCUGUCCGAGGCAACUAUUUAUCUGUUUUUCUAGAAUUGUCGGCAGGCCUACUUGAGACAUCCAAAUAUGAGUACAGAAUUGAAAUGAUCAAUCAGGCUUCGAGAGAUCCGUCAAAAAAUUUUGAUCGAGAAUUUGCUUCUGAUUUUUACGUUGGUGAGUGUUGGGGUUAUAAUCGUUUCUUCAGGUUAGAUCUUCUUGCAAGUGAAGGCUAUUUAAAUACCGAAAACGAUACUUUAAUUCUACAAUUUCAAGUACGUGCACCAACUUUUUUCCAAAAAUGUAGAGAUCAGAUCUGGUAUAUAAACCAAUUGCAGACAGCUCAAACUCAGUAUAUUACCCAAAUAAACAAUUUAAAAGAGCGAUUAGCUAUUGAACUGUCAAGAAAUCAAGAAGAUUUGGUUGCUACAAAUGAUACAGGUAUAGAAAUUCCAAUAUUAAAGCGGGCAUCUACUUCUACUGGUGUUUCAACAACUCCUGAAAAUGUGUCUGAUGUAACUACAUCGUCGUUAUUAUCACCUACCUUUGGGUUUUCUUCUCCAGUACAACCUAUCUCUAAUUUUAUGCCAUUUUCAAGCAAUUUGUAUUUGACAUCGCUUAUUAGUAAUUCUUUUGUAACAUUUAAAAAUAAAAAUAUUAAUGAUGAAGGCAUCAACAAAUCUUUAGAAAAGAGCAUUGAUAGUGAAAAUACAGUGAUUGUAAAUGAUGCACAGACUUCAUGCACGCGAUUGAAAAUCAAAUGCACAAAAAUAAACCAGCCUCAUGACUAUGAUUUUGCACCAGCUGAAGAGACCUUAAAUACUUAUAAUCCCAUGCUCGCCCCAAAUUAUCCCAAUGCUCAUAAAAGAAUGUCCAAAUGCUCAUGUCGCUAUAAAGAUAUUGGUACAUUUGAAUCGUAUGAGGCCUCUUGUGAAACUGACUCAUCACGCUCUGAUAAUAAGAUUGUUAGUGAAUGCAACGUUGAGGAAACUGCUCUUAAUAAUUCUGAAUGUGUUAAAGGAGGUGUGAUUGGUGCCAGUAUCAACAUAGAUGAGAACAGUACUGAUGAAAGUGAUUUUGAUGAGGAAAGAGUUUCAGAUGAUUUAGAGUUUCAGUUUCCAAACAAGAGAGGACAUUGUCGUCAGCAUCUUCAUUUCUGGAAUUUUCUAAGUAGUUCGGGUGAUACCCAAAAAGGUUUAGAUCUUUCAAAUGAAAGAAUCAACUUGCUUGAAAUUCCAUCUGAUGAUGAUGAAUCUGUCUUGCAACGCUUACAGGAGUUGCAGGAUAAAAAUCCUUUUCAUAAUUCGGCUUGAAGAGUUUUCAGAAAUAUACAGAGGCAUUGGGUAGAACAGAAGAAAAAUCAUUGUUUCCGCCAUUCUUUACAUUUGCCAUCGUUACCAGACAAUCAGUACAUGAGUGGAGUUCAGUUAGAUCAACAAUCAUUAUUUGCAUCUUCUUCCACCUCUACCGGUCCUCUUUCUCUUUCCCAGAUAAUCUCAUCUCGUAAGAAGUGGGAAGGUAGUAACAGCAUCUGUUACUACCUCUCUGAUAUCAGGUACUCAACAAGGAUGCAUCAUCAACUAUACAGAUGUACCUACUUCUUCUUACUUAUUGGACCAACUUUCUCCUCAAACUUCAACGUCAAAUUCAUUUACUACUGCAAUAAUUAACCUCGACGAAAAGAACAAUGGUACUAUUAAUAACCAGCAGCAUUAGUGGCUAAAAAAGAGUGAUAUUGCGAUAUCAGGAGAUGAUUCUCGAAUAUCGAAUUCAGGUGCAACAAUCAAAAAUUGCAAUUUAUUGGUAUCGCAGUCUCACAAGCUUCUUCAAUACCAGAUGCCUAAUUGGGAGGUCUUACAAGACACACAAAAAGAGAAUACCCAAUUACUAAAAACUUCCUUAGAGAAAAUGCCGCUGCUCAACCAGAAUGCUUUCCAUUCUAAUUGCGAAACAAAUGAUGACACCAAAUGUAGUAGCUCAUCAUCAAAUUGUAAUGUCUGUAAAGUUGCAAUUUCAAGUACAAAGAAAUUUGCUUAUAUUUUAUUUUUUUACUACCUUACUGGGAGGUCUUACAGAACACUGCAAAAAGGGAAUACUCAAUUACACUUUUGUAUGGGAAAUAGUUUCUUUCAGAAAAGACAUUUAGUUUGUUAGUGUUAAUUUCACAAUUUUUCUUGCCAAACAUAAAUAAUUAAUACAUUUUUCACGUGGAUAAAUUGUCAAAGUACAACAACAAAUUAAUUACCAAAGUUUGGAAAAGAAACUCUCAUAGCUUGUUGCAUUAUUGUUCUUUGUAUAUUUGUUCUUUAUUUUAUUUUCUACAAGAUAAUGGGAAAAUACUUUAAUUACUUUCGUGCGGAUUUUGAAUAUGCAUAGCUGCAGCACAUACAAUUUCAAAUAUUUAAGAAUGCAUUUUAAAAUCAGUUGCAGUUUAGUGUUUUUUAAUUUAUAAAUAUAAUGAAUCAAUUGAUUUAAUUUUUUUAUUUUUUGACUCGAUAGAUUUUAUUUUGUGAAAUUAUUCGUUUUUGUAUCGUCUACUUAAUUAUAAAUAUUUCUCUGAGAAAUUUAGUUUCGGAUUUUAA
This is a messenger RNA of Argiope bruennichi, 3726 nucleotides long. RefSeq names its product E3 ubiquitin-protein ligase TRIM37-like. The record is from RefSeq and is a predicted model, not a curated record. Gene Ontology annotation, biological process: negative regulation of centriole replication; protein autoubiquitination. Gene Ontology annotation, cellular component: peroxisome; aggresome. The transcript has a single exon. Gene Ontology annotation, molecular function: ubiquitin protein ligase binding; ubiquitin protein ligase activity; tumor necrosis factor receptor binding. The coding region runs from base 214 to 2457 and encodes 747 amino acids. NCBI's taxonomy places the organism in Eukaryota, Metazoa, Arthropoda, Arachnida, Araneae, Araneidae.